Equus caballus (horse) is the source of this 2186-nucleotide messenger RNA. It is a transcript of the gene METTL23, whose product is annotated as methyltransferase like 23. Gene Ontology annotation, cellular component: cytoplasm; nucleus. The record is from RefSeq and is a predicted model, not a curated record. Lineage: Eukaryota; Metazoa; Chordata; Mammalia; Perissodactyla; Equidae.
AGCGGUUCUGACAACCAGGGGGGUAGGAAUGGGGGUGCAGGGGUCCGCGGCUUCCUGCCUUGGGAUGCACCACGGAGCGAAAAGGUUCGGUUUGAAGCCCUUUGGCAGAUUAAAUGUCGUUCAGUAAGAAAUUUGGGGACCCUGCCAGGAGAGAGGCCUCUCCACAUCGAAUAUUUCUUGCCAGAAAAGGGCAUUCUUUGACACCUAAUGUUUUCUUUGAUCUUGUUGAAGGGCUUCUUAAUUCAGCUUUAUCUGGGAUCAGGAGUUCCAACUCUCACUGCCCAAAUAAAGUUUCUUGGGUUGGCACUCACCUCUUCUUUCAGCUGGUGGCUGCCCCCAAACUCUUAAUAAUAAUUAUAUUUUAUAUACGUCCGGUUUUUCAGAACACUUUCACGUUGCUGUGUUUCAUUCGACUUUAACAGCAGUCUUUGAGGUAGGCAUUAGUAAUAACAGUUUAAAGAUGAGAAACAGAAGUUAAAGGCUGGAGUGGAACCCAUUUCUGAUAGUUUCUAAACGCCUUCACAUUGAAAUACCCAUUUGGAGUUCUCCCCAAAUUUAGGGGGCGAAGAUAUACCCUGUGAGAGUAGAGGUCCCUUUUCUUUACACCCAAAUCUGCUGACCCACUCCUUGUCAGAAAUCCUUAAUUGUACUCCUGGGUAAAAUCCACCAGAGCAGACUUUUUUGUCUCGUUAAUCAUGCUUGUACCCCCUACACUAAGAGAACAGUGCCAAGCAUAUUCUAGACACUAAUAUUUUUGUUGAGUGGAUUGAUUAAGUUCAGACCUUCAGUUCAUUCACCUUGGAUGUUUUUACCUCUUCAGCCCCCUUUCCUACCACCCCACUAGGGUCACCCUUUGCUCUAGAAAACAAAGACUUGCUAUUUUGCGGUUUAAUAAUAGCUAACUAUGCUUAUUUUUGGCCUGGCACUGUACUAAGUAGUUUGCAUUGAAUCUUCCUCAUCACCCUGAGAUGGUAUUUUGCAGUUGAGGAACCGAAGCACAGACCUUGAGUGAGGUCACACAGCUGGUCAGUUACAGAUCUGGAGUUUGAACUCAGGUCCUGCAUCUCCAAUAUGGAAUGUAUGUUUGGCCCUGUGCUGUGGUCCUAGCCCAGUACCUGUGGUUUCACAGAAGAUCUCUGCCAGGCAAGGCUGUCUUAGAGAUUGGAGGGGGAGUGAGCCUUCCAGGAAUUAUGGCUGCAAAAUGUGGUGCUGAAGUAAUACUGUCAGACAGUUCAGAGCUGCCUCACUGUCUAGAAGUCUGUCGGCAAAGCUGCCAAAUGAAUAACCUGCCACAGGUGCGCAUCAUAGGACUAACGUGGGGUCACAUGUCUCAAGAGCUCCUGGCUCUGCCACCACAAGAUAUCCUUCUUGCAUCUGAUGUCUUCUUUGAACCAGAAGACUUUGAAGACAUUUUAACUACGGUAUACUUUUUGAUGCAGAAGAACCCCAAGGUCCAGUUAUGGUCUACUUACCAGGUCAGAAGUGCUGACUGGUCACUUGAAGCUUUGCUCUACAAGUGGGAUAUGAAAUGUGUCCACAUCCCUCUGGAGUCUUUUGAUGCAGACAAAGAAAACAUAGCAGAGUCUGCCCUCCCAGGAAGACAUACUGUUGAAAUGCUGGUCAUCUCCUUUGCAAAGGACAGUCUCUGAUUACAUGUACAAGCUGUUUUAGGACAAUAUGUCAAUACUGAUUAGCAACCUGGUAUGGCAACUAGGACUCAGACCACUUCAGCUUCUUGAGAGCACAAGCAGUACCAUCUGAAGACGGUCAGAUCUGUUGGCCUGAGAUUAUGGAAGGUCACCUAGAUAGCACUCGUGGGUUACAUAGCCAUGAAAACAAAAAUUAAAACAUCUGUAAGAAAAAGGACUGAGAUUGUUCUUAAGUCAUCAAAAUGGGGCAUAAGUUAGGUUAUGAGAGAAGGGGGUACCCACGACCUCCAAGUGCUACCUUAGAGCAUGGUUUUUAGGGGUAGUGGGUGCUGAACUGGCAUUUCCACUUUUUAACUCAGUAAAAAGGCCAGCAACUAGACACUUCACUUUCAUACUAUACAUUCAGUAACAUUCACAAAAUAACUGCACAGAUCUUUCAAAUAAAGGGGGAAAAAAAGACCAAGACAUAUUCUGAGAAAAGCUAACACCAAGAAAACGUUUUAAUUAAACUACAGAAACAAAAGUCAUAGUACAGAA